Messenger RNA from Clonostachys solani, 1002 nucleotides. The record is from the annotation of a GenBank genome assembly. Lineage: Eukaryota; Fungi; Ascomycota; Sordariomycetes; Hypocreales; Bionectriaceae.
AUGGUACUCUUCGCUCGCGUGCUGAGUUCUACCGGGGAAUAUGCGCACGUCGAACUAAGAGACCAUUAUAUCGGGAUCCGUCACGUCGCUAAGCAAAUGGGUCUACCAAAUGAAGGCGAUUCACUACACAAAAGCCUCAUUUUCGCGACCUUGGAUGCAACGCCCGCUCUAGUAGGAGUGAACACUAAUGUGCAAGAAUCACCUUGGAAAGAGCAAUUAGUAUUGGGUGACUCUCCCUUUUGGGAAAAAGACAGUGAAGGGGAAGAAGAUGAAGAGGAGGCCGAAGUCGAGUGGGAGACAGAAGAUGAAACCAUUACGGAAUAUGACGACCCGGACAUAGUGGUGGACGCGUACCUAGCAGCGGACAGCAAACUCGAAGAUGUUGUUGCCCACCUGACGAGAAUCUGGUUGCCUGAAUUGCUCGAAAUUUGGACGAAUCCUCUAGAAACAAAAGACCAAACUAUCUCUCUCAUGAAAAGGAUAUCCAAGGCCGAAAGAAUAUUUGGGAAGUCCGUCAAAAAUGCAUGGAGAGCCUGCCUCUCUGCGGGCAUCAUUCUUAAGUUUCAGGAUCCGAAUUUCUUCCUCGGCCACAGGUAUUCUCUCGGAGAAUACACGGUAACCGGGAAUUUUUUAGCAAUGCUCCUACACCAGUCAUUUCUUGUACGGAUUCUUUACGAAUUCAAUCAAUUGCUCGGGGUUCGAGAUGAAGCGCUGUACGGCAGGUAUCGUGACUUGUGCGUGCGCAUCUGGGCAUGUGUUCCCGGCUUCUCCAAUUUGGACCCUGUCUCUGCCCUUGGCCUAUUCAAAUUCAUUUUGCCAUCUUUUGAACCUGCCACUGACGAGGAGCUUCGGCAUAUCCUGAACCUGAACAUAGAGCUGAGCGGGCAUGGGGUGACGGGUAACGCAGAUAUACAAAAGCUAAGGCCAAUUAUCAUCAUGGUAGGGAAGAAAUAUACCGGGCGUGAAGAUUUCAGGGCCCCACUGAAUGAUAAUAUGGCAUAA